This is a messenger RNA of Solenopsis invicta (red fire ant), 555 nucleotides long. RefSeq lists its product as uncharacterized. The transcript is spliced from 2 exons. The coding region runs from base 1 to 555 and encodes 184 amino acids. Lineage: Eukaryota; Metazoa; Arthropoda; Insecta; Hymenoptera; Formicidae. The record is from RefSeq and is a predicted model, not a curated record.
AUGCCGGAUCAACUUGCAAUAUCGGGGGACUCUCCUACCAGUUGGCCCCCUACCACACUUCAAAAACUUACUGGUCUCAAUGGGUCUCACAUCAAGAAUUCUAUUGAUUUUGUGAACAAAAUUGCAAAGAUCAAAACGAAACCCAAUGACAUCCUGGUGAGUUUUGAUGUGGUUUUAUUGUCCACAAAUGUCCCGGUCCAGUAUACGUUGGACAUUAUCAAAAAGUCUGACAAACUUCCGGCCAACUUCUUCCCACUAAUAGAACAUUGCCUAACCUCGACCUAUUUCCAGUUUCAAGGAGAGUUCUUUGAACAAACUUCUGAAGCAGCAAUGGGAUCCCCUGUUUCACCCAUUAUUGCGAACAUUUUUAUGGAACAUCUCGAAGACAAAAUUCUGAAGAACGCACCCCUCAAACCUUCCACAUGGUUCCGAUACGUAGAUGACAUAUUUGUUAUAUGGAGCCACGGCAAAGAAACUCUCCCACCUUUUCUCGCUUUUCUCAACGCCCAACACCCAAACAUUAAGUUUACAAUGAAGGUAGAACAGAAAAACUAA